GCUGAUCAAAUUACUCUGAAAUCUGAUAUUUCUUCGUAUAGAAUAUAUAUUAGUGAUACAUUAUGUAAAUGCUGUAAUGCCCGCCUUUACAAAUUUGUCUACCACAAGGAAAAAUGUCAGUUUCUCCAAUAGUCACUUCUCCAGAGAGUGACCAGGAUAGCCACGCUUUGUUGCAUCACUUUGAGUAUCAAAACCAAUCUAGUAUAAAUAUACAUGAAGUAACUCGAAAAAGAAGAUGUUUUCGUAGUGCAAGAAGUCGUACAUUUUCUACAGAUACAAACUCAGCAGAAACCUGUCCCAAAUCUCAAUUUUCAUGGUCAAGCAUCUCAAAAUUGGACAAAUCUGAAUGUCCAAAAGAUGUUAGAAGCAACACAAUAUAUUUGAAAUCUGAGAUUGAGGAUUUUGAAAAUGAUGAACCAGAGGCUUCAGGGGAAAGUGAUGCAGAGACGAGAGAUUCUCAAACUAAUGGGAAGAAGAAAAAAGAAUCUUAUUUCAUCUGGAGACUGUUCGCACAUGAACCGAACCAAGACACUGAAAAUGAUGAAAAGGUGAAAUCUGAUGAAUUACAAGCUGAUGAGAUAGAAAAUGACCUUACACCCCUCACUGAUAAGCCAAUUAAUGAAUCCCCCAAAGUUCAAACGGAUAACGAUACUAAUAUUGAGGAAAUAAAUGUCUCUAAUCCCUAUUCUUUAAACAGUUUGCAAGCUGAAAAGGGGGUUAAGACACCACCACAUUCAUCUGAAAAUUCUCCAACUGUCAAUGGGUUCCUGUAUUUUGCAAUUCUGUUAACCUUUUGUUUACCAUACAUGCAAAAUGGCAUAACUCAGCCAAAAAAGUCUACCAAAGAAAGUAAACGAAAGAAAAAAGAUUCCAGUGAGAAAAAUGAACGUGAGCGAAACACUGCACCGCUUUCAAGAAAUUCAAAGCCCCGAAUUAAUUGGAAGGAAUACAUAGAUCAUGAAAAAGAGGUUAACAAUAUACAAGUGAAAAAUGAAGUUUCUGAUCAAAUCAGAACGCAGAUUUCUGUCCAUACAGAAUGUUGGGUAAAUCGACAAAAACGGGCUGAAUCUGGAAUCUCAGGCUGUAAUAAUGACGCAACAGCAGCGAGCUCAUUUAACCAUGAAACAUCGACAGAAUUUCAAUCUCGCUUUUACCAGAUGGGCCAUCUGGUCAACAGUUGUACAAUAUUUAAUGACAAUAUUGUUCUCAAUAAUUUGAUAAAAUCGGAAGAAUUUAUUUACGAAAAAGGAAAAGCAUAUUACAAUAAAGAUAUAAAGAAAGAGAAGGACACAAUUCCCAGCAAUUUUAAUCUGAAGAACAAAGAUGACACCGAUUCUACAACAGAUAGAUGGUCUUGGAAACCCAUUGAAUCUGUAUCCAGGCACAGUCAUGUUACUUCAAAUUCUAUUUUCCUCGAAAAGAAAAUUGUUGAUAAAAUAGCUUUUCAAGCUCAAUGUUUAGGCAUAGGUGAAACAAUAAGCAACGCUGAAAACAAAAAUCCAGGAACAGCAGAAGAAGAAUUCGGUUCGGAAAGUGAAUGUCAAAAUGAGUAUGGAAAUGAAUCUACCCAUCAAACAAAAAUUAUUGAAAACUCAAAACUUCCAUCUCUAUGUUGUGAGGCCAGUGAAACUACAAGCGAUGAUAAAGAUCCAGAAAAAGAAAGUGGUGUUGCCAAAGGAAGCGAAACUAAAGAGAUUGAACCUGAACCUUUCCAACAAAACAAGGCUUUUGAAGAUGAGUUGGAACAUUGGUGCGACCUCUUAAUUUGCCGCAAAGAAAAGCCAUAUCAAAAAUCGGAAGCAUUUUUAGAAGAUGAAUUCCAAUUUUACAAAAAGAAAGAAAAUUAUGAGUCACAAAACAUUUUUGAAUGGUCGUUCAAACACGAAGAACUCUCCGAAUGUUUGAAUACGAUUCCUCCAGUGGACACUGCAACUUUCAACUCAGAAGAUUAUCUGUCACGUUUUCAAACAUUUCAAGGACUGAGGAUAAACUCUUGGUAUUCCUGGGAAGACUUUGCUAGAGCUGGAUUCUAUGUUAUUUUUGACAAUACAUUAGCUUGUUACAGUUGCUCUCUCCAAGUUCGCAUUGAAGAUGUAGUUUCUCGUCCUCCAGCAAACCCAAGAUGGCAUCAUCCAGGAUGUGGAAAUCUUCAAAAUUCAAGCUAUCACUCUCCCAGUUCAAGUUGUGGUCGUCGUUCUUAUGUAAGUUUACAGAACUGUUUUGGUGAUAUUGAGAGUGAUGGUGCUGUAUCUGAUGAUAUAAGAGAUCCUCCAGGACAACAAAGCAUCUAUAUUCCACCAGGUGACAGCAGACUUGAACAAUAUCGUUUAUCAACAUAUGAGCAUUAUCCAAUUUCUUCUCCAACUACCAGAAAAUCUCUGGCAAAAGCAGGAUUUUAUUUCACCGGAUUUUUCGAUCGUGUAAAAUGCUUCUGCUGCGCACGAACUGUAGAACUAUGGAAUGAUAUAGACAGUCCUUCUGAUAUAAGAUGGCAUAAAAAUGAUUGUCUGUUUAUAAGAGGACAUGACAGCGGCAACAUCCCAAUGAAAAGUUUAUUCAAUCGGAGCAAUGCACAAGCAAGCUCAUCCAGACAACAGGAAGAAGUUCUGCAACAAAUUGACCAGAACACAGGAAAUGUUCUAAGAACUGUCCACUAUCCUGCUGAUUUGCCAGAGAGAGUACGACAAACAGGAGGCACAUUUGAAAUUGGCUCUAAUAAUACAAUAAGAAUACAAACCGGUCCAGGACUUCAAAAUACUGGAAAUGGCGGUAAUUCAUCCCAACCAAGAAGAUGGAGAAUGGAAAAUGUGAUUUCAUCUGAUCACAGAAGAUUUUUAACUAAUUUACAUUUGAACAGAGAACUUGACAGACUUGCAUCAUUUGCACGAUGGCCCGUUGGUCGCCCGAGUGUGCCACCGGCUGCUCUAGCAAGAACAGGAUUCUUCUAUCUUGGUGACAUGGACAGAACUCAGUGCUUCUCAUGCGGAGGAGUUUUGAGUAAUUGGACACUUGAGGAUGACGCAAUGGCAGAACAUCGAUCUCAUUUUCCCAAUUGUAAAAUUGUUCUCGGAACCGAACAACGUAAUUACAAAGUAAAUGAGUUUCCCGACCCACCUGCAGAUCGUGCGAGAGAUUAUCCAUGCAGAUUUCCAUCCAAUCCACACAUGAGCAAUGAGGUUGCAAGACAAGAUACUUUUGAUCAUCGAUUGCCGGUGGGAAGAACAGCUGCAACUCCUGCAGAAAUAUCACAAGCUGGAUUCUUUUUUCUAGGAGAACGAGACCGCGUUAAAUGUUGGUAUUGUAACGGCGGUCUCCAGAAUUGGGAAUACGACGACAUGCCAUGGAUCGAGCAUGCAAAAUGGUUUCCAACCUGUCAGUUUUUAUUGCAAGUAAAGGGACAACAUUUCGUGUAUCGGCAUUUGUCUCUCAGUCCACAUCUUAAUCGUCCAAUCAUUGCUCGGCAAGAUGGGUCACCACUAGAGGGUGCUAUCCAGCCAGGAGAAUCACAUGAUAUUCCAGCGAAUGAAGAAAAAAGAAAGAUGGAAGAAGCAGUAGAAAAAUAUAUGAAAGAGUCUGACGAUGUGAAUAACAUACUAUCGAUGGGAUUCUCUGAAAGAAUAGUUCGAAUCGUUAUUGGAGAGAAACUACGAGAGGGAAAAUUACAAAACAUUCCUAUUGAAGAACUAUUGGAUGCUGUUAUAGAGAAGAAAAAAGAAUUAGAGCCACAGCCCAUGGAGGUAGAUGGUGAACCAAGCCAAGAAGGUGAAGUUAUCUUUAGUUUUUGCUUUCAAUUUAAAAAGAAUUUAUGCAAGUUCACUUGUAGUUUUAUCAUCAUGUUUAUUAUUCUCUAGUGAGAUAGCAAAAUGGUCAUUAUCAUAUUAUGGCUAGUUUCAUAUUGGUCUUUUCAGUGGUCACCAGUGCAGUCACUCCUGGGUACUUCCGUAGUAUGUGUACCAGCGGGGUUAUGCCAUAGUUUUAUUCCGAUUUUCCUUAUUUUAGUUCUCUUACGAGUUCGGGACUGUCUGUGUUGGCAAAGUUAACAUCCCCCUGACCAUAGGUUUCAUUACCUUUACACAACUUGAUGUAAAAUAGCCGAACAAAAUUAGUUACCUCCUUAUGGGUACACAUACUUCUGAAGUGCCCAUGUCAGUGCAGGUAUGUUCCCCCUUUUUAUUCACUGAACUGACAUUGCGCUAUUGCUUUGGCCAAUUAAAGUAUAAAACUGCCUAUAAAUCUAU
This is a messenger RNA of Styela clava, 4238 nucleotides long. The record is from RefSeq and is a predicted model, not a curated record. NCBI's taxonomy places the organism in Eukaryota, Metazoa, Chordata, Ascidiacea, Stolidobranchia, Styelidae.